Messenger RNA from Camponotus floridanus (Florida carpenter ant), 1128 nucleotides. RefSeq names its product transcription factor Sox-19a. The record is from RefSeq and is a predicted model, not a curated record. Gene Ontology annotation, molecular function: RNA polymerase II cis-regulatory region sequence-specific DNA binding; DNA-binding transcription factor activity, RNA polymerase II-specific. Lineage: Eukaryota; Metazoa; Arthropoda; Insecta; Hymenoptera; Formicidae. The transcript has 3 exons. Bases 352 to 1005 code for a protein of 217 amino acids. Gene Ontology annotation, biological process: cell differentiation; anatomical structure morphogenesis; regulation of DNA-templated transcription.
CGUCCGGUCGACCUUCGAACUAGAGGCUACACGCCCAUGGUUUGCAACGAAAACUUGGGUGCGACAGAACAGGAAUGAGAGAAAGAAAAAGAACGAGAGAAUGGGAAAAGACAAAGAAGACGACAAGAGAAAAUGACAAAGAGAAAAAGAGGACAUAUUAGCUGAUGGAAGGAACACGAACAAGUCAGUGGCUUUCAGAGUGUUGUGCUAGUGGGACCGAAAUAGUGAUAGACCACGUGCACAGAUCCGUAACCUGCAAGGAUACAUUAUUAAAAAUUAUCUGCAAUAUUAAGAAGGAACGGCGAGGACGAAUUAAAUUAAUAGGACAGAGGAUCAUCAAUUGUGGAGAAAAUGGAUCAUUUUUGUGCGUGCAGCAGACCCAACCUAACAUUUGUGGGACGCCAAUUGCUUUCAAAUAUCAAUAAUGAACAACAAACUCCUUUUACAUCGCAUACGCAAACGCGCAUUAAACGGCCUAUGAACCCAUUUAUACUCUGGUCCAGCGAAAAACGCAAAAAGAUUGCGAAAGAAAAUCCAAAAUUGCAUAAUUCUAAAAUCUCGAAGCAAUUGGGCCAGGAAUGGAAAACUCUUCCACAAGAAGAGAAACAAACAUUUAUCGACAGGUCGAACCAGUUACGCGAAGAGCAUAAAAGACGAUAUCCUAACUAUAAAUAUUGUCCGCGAAGAAAAACCAAAUCAGAAGACACAUCUAAAUCCAUUAAUCCGCAUGGCUAUGCUUGUUCCAGCUGUCGGAUGCCGUUUUCUCCAGUGGCUCCAUUCCAGUAUUCAAAUAUUGAAUAUCCUCAAACUUCAUCAUAUUAUUCUGACACUGGGCCUCCUGCCAUGUUGAUGCCAGCGAAUAUUGCCACUGGGUCUUCCACUGUGACAGCAAAUAUUCAAUGUGACCCUCAUAAUGCCUUCAUAUCAGCAAAUGAUGGACCGAAUUUUACCACCUACCUCAACGAUAACGAUGAUGGACCGAUUACCUAUCAUCUACUUCGAUAACAAAAAUUAUCUCUUAAACUAAAAUUAUCUCUCAACCACAAUAUAGUUGUUCGUCAGGCAGCAAAUCGAUGAAUCAACGGCCAGAAUGAUACAUCGUUAUAAAUUUAUAUUUUUCUAAACAUU